UGCUAGCGGGGGACUCCCCAGGGGGUGACUGCGGGUCGCCGCCCUCAACGCUUCCUCGUGGGUAGAGCCGAGGGGGGCUCUUCACGGUCCUCAGCCCUUGUUUGCCGGUCCUGAAGUGGCGCGACAGACUCCCUGGGAAGGUUUUCUGAUCUGGGGUAGGACCAAACAUGAAUGUUGGAGUUGCCCACAGUGAGGUGAAUCCAAAUACCCGUGUAAUGAACAGCCGGGGUAUGUGGCUCACAUACGCACUGGGAGUUGGCUUGCUUCAUAUUGUUUUACUCAGCAUUCCCUUCUUCAGUGUUCCUGUUGCCUGGACCUUAACAAACGUUAUACAUAAUCUGGGGAUGUAUGUAUUUUUGCAUGCAGUAAAAGGAACACCUUUUGAAACUCCUGACCAGGGUAAAGCAAGGCUCCUAACUCAUUGGGAACAACUGGACUAUGGAGUACAGUUUACAUCUUCACGCAAGUUUUUCACAAUUUCUCCAAUACUUCUGUAUUUUCUGGCAAGUUUCUAUACAAAGUAUGAUCCAACUCACUUCAUCCUAAACACAGCUUCACUCCUGAGUGUGCUAAUUCCCAAAAUGCCACAGCUACAUGGUGUUCGGAUCUUUGGAAUUAAUAAGUAUUGAAAAGUUUUGAAAUUGAACUGUGGAGUUGUCUGUAAGGGAGAUGUGGUUCGUAAACUGCACUGUAUCUGUGAUACUGUGAAAUGAGAGGUAUUUAGUUUGGAGGACCAAUUGUUGGUUCUUUAUAUGCUGUUUUGAAGUGCAGAUUUUUACUUGAAGGUGCCUCUGUUUAAUGCAUCUGUUAUCUUUCUGAAAAAAGGCUUUACAGGCAGGCUGGGCCGGCCCAGCUUAUCAGUUAAAUGGCUAUAAAGUAAGGGUAUCGUAGGUAAAUCCAAGGAAUUUAUCCAAGAGAUUUAUGAGACACUUAAGACCAGCAUAGCUUUGAAUGAAUGGGCAUUAUGUUAGAAGGAGAUUUUCCAAUCAUUCAACCAGGGUCAGUUUAAGCAGACUUAGAUGUAAACCAGAAUCAUUUCUUUAAAAGUUUAUUAUAGAUUGUUUUUAUCACCAUACAUAUUCCUCUUGUGUUAUAUAGGAGGUGAUAUGCCCUCAUGUUUUAUACAAGCCAAUCCCUACUUAUGAGUGUACUUUUUUGGUUUUGCUGGCUCAACACUGUUGACAGAUGAAGUCAUUUUUACAUUUAUUAAGUCACUGAGUUCAUGAAGAUUCACCUUGUAAGUGAUGAUAGAAGACAGCUAGGCAUCUUACAAACAGCCUGUGAGUUGGCCUUCUUAUUCUGGAACAAAGUGAGUUUUGCUGCCUCUCUAGACAGAAGUCUGCUAAGCCAGUUAAGAAAAUAAUUUACUUUAUGCAGUUAAAGUAUAUGGUAAUUUAAAGGUCUCUGCUUAUUUGGUUAAGCAAUAUAAUUGUUAAAGUCUGCCAUUCUUUAGAAAGUAAAUGUAAAAUGGACAACUAUAUAGCCAACCUUCUCUAGCAAGAGUACCAAAGUAGCUAAGGGAGUCUUUUAAGCAGGUCUGCAAUAAAGAUAGCAUUGUCUUUUCUUAGUCCUCCUGCUCUCAGUCCCCAUAUUUUGCCUUUCAAUAUAUGAGUCUUAGUAUAAAUAACCCAAAAUGGUAACUGGUUCCAAAGCAGCAACCACAUUAAAAUCUUGUGACUUAGAGAAGCUUUCUAUAGUUGCUGAUAUUAAUUGCAAUAAAUAACUAUAUACUACUUUGAGAAAUAAGCAUAAAAAAAAAGGUCUAAUAUGGGAUAAAACUGAAAAAGCUAGUAACAUUUGUAAGCAGAUUGAGUUAAAAGAGCUAUAGACCAACUUAAAAGUCAAGUUGCUUCAAUAAACUGACUUUUGGGGGUAAUGAUCAUUGUUUUGUAUUUCAAAAGUAUUGAGUUUAGAAAUCAGUUGUAUGAUAAUUCCUUUGUAUUUUUAAAUAACCAAUCUGUAUGCUAAUAAAAUUUUUUUGGUGUAA
Manis pentadactyla (Chinese pangolin) is the source of this 1987-nucleotide messenger RNA. RefSeq names its product ORMDL sphingolipid biosynthesis regulator 1 (gene ORMDL1). Gene Ontology annotation, biological process: negative regulation of ceramide biosynthetic process; ceramide metabolic process; intracellular sphingolipid homeostasis. Gene Ontology annotation, cellular component: endoplasmic reticulum membrane. The transcript is spliced from 4 exons. The record is from RefSeq and is a predicted model, not a curated record. The coding region runs from base 168 to 629 and encodes 153 amino acids. Lineage: Eukaryota; Metazoa; Chordata; Mammalia; Pholidota; Manidae.